Messenger RNA from Coniophora puteana RWD-64-598 SS2, 2775 nucleotides. RefSeq lists its product as uncharacterized. The record is from RefSeq and is a predicted model, not a curated record. Lineage: Eukaryota; Fungi; Basidiomycota; Agaricomycetes; Boletales; Coniophoraceae. Bases 1 to 2775 code for a protein of 924 amino acids. The transcript has 4 exons.
AUGACUUCACCUAGGAAACAUCGCUCUAUAGUGAGCUACACCAAGAGAAGACGGUCAUAUAAACAGAAAAAGACAACAGACCAUGCUAGGGCUUACCAGCCGGCAUCUUUUCAGCUCUCGAAUCGACUUCCUCCUGUUCGUGUUCUUGCAAAAGAGCUGCAGGCUGUCAAGGAUACUCUGUCAUCCACAGAGAACAGCCUACAUGGCGUCCAUCAUGAGCUGAAGCAAACAACAGCUGCGCUUGAGUCAGCUAAAAUACGAGCAAAGAAGAACCAUACUCUCUUGAGGAAUGCGCUACGGAGGCUUUCUAGGGCUAAGGAGUCAAAACUGAAACGCUCUCAGGUGCAGGCUAUGCUGGAUAAGGUUACAAGGGAAGCACAGAUUGCCGGAUGGAAGGAUGAACUUACUGAAAUUUCGGAAGUCUUCAAUCAAAGCCCGCUUGCACAACGUCUAUGUCUCUCGUUGGGUUUAAACGAACUCUUAGGAAAGCUCAAGGGCAUGAAUACAGAUCAUGCAAGUGAUCAGAAGAAGACAUACCGACUCUGGCAAGAGUGGAAAGCAAAAACAACCCGUACCUCAUUUGGAUAUGCAAAGUUAGAGAGAAUGCGAGAUGAGGCUCCAAACGAACUCAUGGCACUGCUUCUUUUCUCAACGUCUCGGGCCAUAGAACAAGGUGGUGGUCAGCAACUUUGGGAUGCAAUGGAGCCAGACGCUCGAGGACCUAUCAUAACAUGUAUGAUGGAGCAACUUGCCUUGGAACUUGGCACAGAAAUCUACAACUCGCUUCCUGGUGAAGAAAAGCGAUCCGUGGACUUGUUUUUCUGGGCUGGUUGUUCUAUGCACAAGGAGCUGAACUCCGUGAAAGGAGGGAAUACAACAAUGAUGGCGUGGUGGAAAGAGAACGACCAAGAACCCCCUAUCUUAUUGGCCAACAAGGACAAUGCGGCGGCAAUCAAACUUGCACAAACUACAAAUGUGGUGUCAGCAUCAGUGCAGCGUGCCUUGGAUGUCUCAUCAAGGGGUGGCGUUAAAGCUACAAGCCUGGCGGGUGCGAUCUUUAACCAUCGGGAUGACAAGAAAGGGCAGCAAGCAAUUCAUGAGAUGUACUUCUCAGACAUCAAGGGCAUCACUGCUAAAUUUCCCGACACCAGCAACACCCGUUAUCACUCCCAUUGCGAUGCUGCUACUCGAUUGAUCAAGUAUCUUGAUGGCUACAUUGAUUUUCUCGAAUACGUUCGCCUCAACAAGGACAGCCCCGACCUCAACCAUAUGGAGGAAAACUUGCAGAAUGCGUUACGAGAUCCUCCAACAUGCACUGAGCUUGCUGUCUUGGUACUUUACUCUCAAGCUGUAGCAAAACCAUACCUCAAACAUGUGUGCGGUUCCGGGAUCGAGCAAUUGAAUAUGCUCACACUUGGACCAUUUCACGAAAAACUCAAGCAGCAUAUCAAGUUUCUUAUCGAGAACACAGACGUCCUACUGAACAGUGCUUCCGAGAGUACAUACCGUGAUGCUACUCUUGAUGGUCUUACGUGGGACGACUCAACAGCAAUUGUGGCUGUUCUUGCUCUGUAUCAGGACGGCAGGCUACCCAGCUUACGAAAUGUCCUGGUUGCAUUUCUUACGGGUUCACUCGAGACUUGGCAUCGCUUCACAACAGAGUUCGAGGCGACAGGAAUUAUUGCGAUAGCAACAGAAGAAGAAACGAACCUUGUGUUCAUACCUGCAACAAAUGAUAAAAAUGAAGGUUUACUUAAGUGGGGCGUGGCGAAGAGCUUCAUCACAAAGUCAUUUGCAGAGGCAAUUCUUACCGAGGAGGAUUGGGCAUGGAUCCGACAAAAGGCACGGGAGUUUCAGGCCAGUGGUGUAGAAGGAGCAAGAAAGAAGGCACUAAUCGAGCACGGGAAGAAGAUCGCAGAAGAAAACCGUCAGAAGGAGCUUAGAAAGAAGAGGAAGGAAGACGAACUCAACGAGAAAUACGGCACUGGCAAGAUUGCACUUGUUCUCGACGAAGCCAAACUUGCCAAUCUGAAGUGGGAGGACCUCAGGGAUCAGCUUGAAGUCCAUCGGCGGCUUAAAGUGGUCAAAGACGUACAUUAUGCAGGGAGGGCAAGAAAAAUUAAGCUCCUCGGUAUGGUAAAGGUCGUGGCUCAGCAGUAUAGCGCGAGCACGGAGAGAGACUGGGCUGGGGAUGUCAGCGAGGUUCGAGAGUCGAUUGGAGAUAAGGAGAUGACACCAGUUACACCGCGUCAACGGAACAACAAGCCUACGUUAUCUUUUAGACUCAAGAGGUUAUUUGGAUUCGCCGGCAGCCACAUGCGAAGUCAAGGCGCCGAGGAACAUUCCGCACACACUGUUUUCAAAUUAGGUCGUGUUGUGCUCAUAUCCCCGGCCAAAGCCAAACUUGUGCGUUUCUUAUUCUUACCUGCAUCGGUGCACUCGUUGUCCACGGAUCGGGUCCACCGGCUGGCUCACAGGCAGAAUCGGCUGCAUAACAAGAAGAGUACCAUGGACGGGGAUACCGCACAAGAUCCAAACAAGAACCCUGCUGCACAGUCGAGCAAUACCGAUGCGCAAGCCAACAGCAGUGCAGACAACAGCGCUGCGGCGCAGCUGAGCAAUGCUGAUGCACAAGACAGAAACUGCCAGAACGCCGCCACCGGCACCAAUGAAGCGCAGACAAGUCAGAGCGAGAGGGUCUCGUUCGACGCUUCUGCAGUGCAAUGCGGCUGUGCGGGGUGGCGCCUGAUUCGCAAUCCACAGAGACGGGGAUAA